Molecule: messenger RNA, 817 nt
Organism: Nicrophorus vespilloides
Lineage: Eukaryota; Metazoa; Arthropoda; Insecta; Coleoptera; Silphidae
Exons: 3
Coding region: 42-605 (187 amino acids)
Source: RefSeq, a predicted model, not a curated record
UUCAGAUAUGUUGACGGACAAUUUGUGAGAGACGGCAGCCGAUGGCGGCUUCACCAACCGUCUAUUACUUGAACAUCGAUAGUAAGAUGCACAAUGCCAAUGGGAAGUUGGUGGGACGCGGGGAGGCUCUCAACGGGAGCAACAUCAUCUUCCUGCGAGGCGCAAAGACCUCCGACAGCGGACACAUUCUGCUCAGAGCAGAUGGUGGGUCUUCCAAAACUGCUGGCACGGCCACGAACCGUCUGGCAGUGUUGGAAGAUGCGGGGGAGGCAGGAGGAGGCGGCAAGCUGGGGCAAAUUUUCAUACAGCAAGGUGGUGAUCUUGCCGAAGGUGUUUUUCUGCAAUCGGUGAAGAGAUUCGGCGGAGCCGGUGGCGCUCCCAUCCUCCUGCUCAGCGGCAACGAUAACGGUAACAUCUUCAUACAAACCACCACCGCUGCAGCAACGGAAGAGGCGGCGAAACCUGCUGUUGAAACCGGAGGAUAUCGCGAAGACAACAUCCUGGUGCAGGCGCUGGAAGGGCUGCAGGACAGCAAGGAUCCUGUUCCAGCCGUCACCGCGAGGACGGUCAGCACUCCCUUGGGAUCGGCGCAACAGUUGUUAUGAAAGGUGGCACAAUGUACACCAUGAAGUUGUCGAAGAAGCUUAGCUUGGAAGAGUUAAGCAUGGAAAAGGAGUCUUAAGUUACCAUAGUUCUAAGUAUAUAGUGUAAGCGAUAUGUGAGAUGUAGUAAAAAAAACAUCUUGAAACCGCCAAAAACGAUUUCUUCCUUCACCCGUGCACUUUGGUCCUUCGUAUAAAACAUUUCUAUUAUUUGA